Salvelinus namaycush (lake trout) is the source of this 2320-nucleotide messenger RNA. RefSeq names its product Kv channel-interacting protein 1-like. NCBI's taxonomy places the organism in Eukaryota, Metazoa, Chordata, Actinopteri, Salmoniformes, Salmonidae. The record is from RefSeq and is a predicted model, not a curated record. The transcript is spliced from 8 exons. Bases 495 to 1253 code for a protein of 252 amino acids. Gene Ontology annotation, biological process: regulation of potassium ion transmembrane transport. Gene Ontology annotation, molecular function: potassium channel regulator activity; calcium ion binding; transmembrane transporter binding. Gene Ontology annotation, cellular component: voltage-gated potassium channel complex.
GGCAGCAUGUCAAGUCGUUUGUUUGUGACUAGUACAUUUUAACCUACUAAUAAUCUAUUUAUUUAUGGUUGCGUAACUUCGUUGUUGCGUAGUGCAAACUAUUUUAUUUUUGCUGGUGUAAAGAUCACGGGUCCUCCUCAACUCGGAACUUCAUUACUUGAAGUUUACCAAAGUAACCCUAUCUCUGGCUGGCCUGAGUUUCUCCUUCGUCCGCGGAGUGUCUUGUCCAAGCUGCUCCUUUUUGCUCUUCGCCUGGCUGUCAGUGGCAGCUCAACCCGUUCUCUCUAUCGCCCUCAACACCCAAUCUACUCACACGCGCAAACACUCACAUUGACUCACAUACACGCUGUCCCUCUCUCCACUUACCUUCGUUGGCCUCUUGUUUUUUGGUCAGAGAAAAUGACAAUUUACGUGGUAUUGCUUUGCGCACUGACUUUACUGAACUCUGGAGAAAACGAACAUUGUCGCAGGACAAGAUUGAUGAUGAGUUGGAGAUGACCAUGGUGUGUCACAGGCCUGAGGGUCUGGAGCAGUUGGAGGCCCAGACCAACUUCACCAAGAGAGAGCUACAGAUCCUCUACCGCGGCUUCAAGAAUGAGUGUCCGAGUGGAGUGGUGAAUGAAGAAACAUUUAAACACAUCUACGCCCAGUUCUUCCCCCAUGGAGAUGCCAGCACUUACGCUCAUUAUCUCUUCAAUGCAUUUGACACAACAAACAAUGGAUCCAUUAAGUUUGAGGAGUUUGUAAUGGGACUGUCUACACUGCUGCGGGGCACUAUGAGAGAGAAGCUGGAGUGGACUUUUCAUCUUUACGACAUCAACAACGAUGGAUACAUUAACAGAGAGGAGAUGACUGAGAUUGUGAGGGCCAUUUACGACAUGAUGGGGAAAUAUACCUACCCUGCACUCAAGGGAGAUGUCCCUAAACAGCAUGUGGAUGCUUUUUUCCAGAAAAUGGAUAAAAACAAAGCUGGAGUUGUGACUUUAGAGGAGUUCAUUGUCGCAUGCCAGGAGAGCGACCCACGAGCAACCAGGGUCAAGCACCUCGCCCAAGGGCACGUCGACAGAUCUCCCACCAAGUCAAAAUGGGGACCCGAACCAGCGACCUAUCGACCUCCGGCCCAAGCUCCCAACCGCCAGGCCACCAACCAUCCAAGAUCCUCCAACAGUUCUCAGAGAGCUGCCCCUCAACCAUCCGAGCUGCAACAUUCUGUCUUACCGACUUUCUCCUCUUCUCCCCUCAGGAUGAAAUGAUGAUGAGAUCCAUGCAGCUCUUCGAAAAUGUGAUGUAAAAAAGGAGCCGAUGGAAGGAAGGAGAGAAUUAGAUAAUGAGAGAGAUUGUGUGUGUGUUUCAGUGCAUUCAUGUGAGUGCAUGUGCGCGUGUGCGCAUGUGCUUGUGCGUGUGUCCACGCAUGUUUGUUUAUCCGUGCGUGCCUGUCAGAGUGGAUGAAUGUGGAUGUGUAUCUAUCUCUCUCAUCCUCUCAUCUAACUUGUCAGCAUUCAUGUGUUUGCCAAAUAAUGUCUCUGCCUGGCUACCUGCCUGGGUAUGGAUCAGACAAAGCCAGAACCGCUGAGAGAACCCUGGACUUGCUAGUCAUAUUGCUGAGCCUGGGAGUAUGCAAACGAAUUCACUGGAAAAUGCUUUCUGCCUUUUUAUGUGACAUAAAGGUUUGUAAAUCAGAUGAUCAUACAAUAUAGACUGCAGUGUGAUACAGCUGAGAACUCAAACUCAUACGCUGCUCCCCGAUUAGGCCUAUGUGGAAACUCCUGAAAGACUCCUGCCCCCUACCUGUCAAACACUGAAACCCUGCCGGGAUACUUUGGGUUCUUUUGACUCCGUUCUUUUUGCCAAAAUAGAUGCAUGCUUGAGCCAGAGGGAUUCCUCCCUCCCUACCAUAGAAAUAGAAUCAUGAUUCUACGUCUAUGCGCCCUACCAACCAUUUGUUUGUCCACUGACUUGGACCUUUAAACUCAUGCAUUCAGUGAUUGAUUUAUCGACAGCUAUGAUCUACAUAUCUGCUUAUUUAUUAAUGUGUUUAUGCGUGAAAAAUAUGAGGUUGUCCUAAUGCAUUAUUUGUUUGUUUUAAGUGUUGUGUGUUUCUGAUUCACUGUUGUCGUGGUGACCUCUGUACCUCUGUUGGCUUGGCUGUCGCACUCCUGUCUAUCCUUGUAAUUGUGUCUGUCCCUGACUGAUGCCUGUUCUACUGUAUGCUUAUAAAUACACCUAAUAGACUUGGUUUAUGACUGAUGAUAUAUCCUCUUGUAUGAUGGCUGGAUCUAAAUAAUUCUGGAAAAUGAACAUCUGAGUAAUGCAAUGUGAA